CUUUUUCCAAUUGAGCGUAACCACGCGAAAGCAGCCAACCAAGCCCGGUGACGUGACCCGUCUGCACGUCACCCAAUCCGAACCGACCGACGACGAGGCCCAGAGCUACCUAUCCCGCCCUGCGACGACAAAAAAACACGCAGUCGCCCGGCCCCUCACACGGACAUGUCCAGCCCCGACGACGAAAAGCCGCCGGCCUGGCGGGCGCAGGAGUUCGCGGCCGCGCCGACGGAGGACCAGCUGCGGGCGCUGCGGGUUGUCGAGCAGCAGCAGCAGGACCUCAAGGCCAAGCUGAGCGGGCAGCAGCGCGCGACCAUCGGGGAGGCCGUGGGCACCAUCAAGCCCGAAGACUUUCUAGCCGUGCACAACGCGCCCUGCUCCAGGCAGGGCCUGCUCACAGGCAUCGGGGGCGGCGCCGGCGUCGGGGCGCUGCGGUUCGUGCUGGGAGCACCAAUACCAAAGGCGGCAAAUUGGGCCGCGGGCGCCUUCGUCGCAUUCGCCGUCGGGUCUUACGAGUACUGUCAGUAUAGCCGCCGGGUGGAGCGCGAGAAGCUGAAGAGGGCGGUGGAGGUGUUUGACCGGAAAGCGGCAGAGCUGAGAAAGAAGGCCGAGGACAAGAAGCGGCAGGACGCGGAGGCGGCCGCCGCAGAAGAGGCGUCGAGGUUAGCCUCCCAGAAGAGGUGGUAUAAGUUGUGGUGAACAAGCUCGGGCUGGGUCACGAUAAAAGGGAUUAAAAGGCCGCAUUACGGUCCCCAAAGGAGACGGAAAAGGCUAGCAUUAACAUUGGCGCAUGAUCUUUUACAUGUAUAUUGAGAGGGUUAUUUGGGUAUUGAUUGCCAUCAUCAGUAUAUAAUUUGCAACCGCACGUCUCGAUCGUCAGCCCGAGCACCCCGACGUGCCGCAAAGAAACUCGAGUCUCAACCCACUUAUAAUGAAAGCGGCCAACUGCGUGGGGAACGGGCAAUUUGGGUUCAGAAAAAUAUCAAAUCAUACUCGGGAGUGACAGUCCUGGUACCAACUCCCCUGGAUAUCCCGC
This is a messenger RNA of Gaeumannomyces tritici R3-111a-1, 1036 nucleotides long. RefSeq lists its product as hypothetical. The record is from RefSeq and is a predicted model, not a curated record. The transcript is spliced from 2 exons. Bases 166 to 699 code for a protein of 177 amino acids. Gene Ontology annotation, cellular component: mitochondrion; mitochondrial inner membrane. Gene Ontology annotation, biological process: mitochondrial respiratory chain complex IV assembly. Lineage: Eukaryota; Fungi; Ascomycota; Sordariomycetes; Magnaporthales; Magnaporthaceae.